This is a messenger RNA of Lycium barbarum (goji berry), 1134 nucleotides long. Its product is annotated as putative F-box protein At1g50870. The transcript has a single exon. The record is from RefSeq and is a predicted model, not a curated record. Gene Ontology annotation, molecular function: protein binding. The coding region runs from base 1 to 1134 and encodes 377 amino acids. NCBI's taxonomy places the organism in Eukaryota, Viridiplantae, Streptophyta, Magnoliopsida, Solanales, Solanaceae.
AUGGCUGAUCAUCUUUCACAAGAUCUCUUGACCGAUAUAUUUUCAAGACUGGGUGUCAAACAACUUUGUCAGCUUAAGUGUCUCUCCAAAGAAUGGCUUCAUACAAUUUCCGGUAUCCAUUUCAAGAUGCAACAUCGCGAUCAAUCGAAGAAAAGGCCAACUCUAUCUCUUAUCAGCUCUUCAAGAAGUGAUACUUUGUUCAGGUCCCAACUCCUUCAUCUUUCUUCAAUAAACUCCUCUAAUUAUGAGCUGGUUCAUGAACAUGGAAGUAUAGCUGAAAUUGAACCAGGCUAUAAUGUGUGCAGUUCUGGGCUAGACUUGUUAAGUUUCUACCGAACUGGCUAUGUGGGAAAAAUAUGGAUUUGCAAUCCCAUUACCAAAAAGACACUAGCUUUGCCCAUUCUUUCACAUUUUGCUGGUCGAGCUUGUUUAGGCUAUGUCUCUUCAACAAAUGAGUACAAAAUUGUGGUAUCAUAUGAGAGGACAGUGGAAGAUCCUGAUGAUUGGGAAUUCUAUGCUGGUUUUGAAAAGAUUUUGUAUUUCAAUAUCCUAACCCUUAAGCUAGAGGAAGAAUCAAGUGUAAUAGGGCCAUGGAGAGAUUUGAAGUUGAGUUGCACACAAUAUUCUGGAACAUGUCGUCAACCUAUCCACAUCAAUGGGUUCAUUUAUUGGCUAGCCUUUGCAAAAGAUAAUACCUUUAGCAGUGAUCACGUGAGAAUUCUUGAAAUUAACUUGGCAAAUGAGGAAACAAAGACCAUUUGUUGUCCAUAUGGCUAUAGCUUUAGGUUUUCACAUUUGGCUGAAAUAAAUGGACAUCUAUGUUUAGUUCAGAAUGAAGUAGAUUGUCACAUGUUAAACAUUUGGAUGUUGAAGGACCAUGAAAGUGGAGCAUGGUGUUUAGAGUAUAGUAUUGAUGUUCAUGAGAGUGCUUAUAACUUCACUAUUAUUGGUUAUUUACCAAGAAAUAGUGAGAGUACUGGAGAUAUCUUGGUUAGAUCCUUAAAAGGCGAUCUCUAUUGCUAUGAAACUGAUACAAAAGAGUUGAAAGAAUUGCAGAGCUUAAACAAAGUAGAGUAUAAGUGGUGUGCUCUUUUUUAUGACAGCUUCUUCCCUAUAGGCAUGCCUGGACAAUAG